Messenger RNA from Hemiscyllium ocellatum (epaulette shark), 1817 nucleotides. RefSeq names its product regulator of microtubule dynamics protein 3-like. The coding region runs from base 346 to 1677 and encodes 443 amino acids. Gene Ontology annotation, molecular function: microtubule binding. NCBI's taxonomy places the organism in Eukaryota, Metazoa, Chordata, Chondrichthyes, Orectolobiformes, Hemiscylliidae. Gene Ontology annotation, cellular component: cytoplasm; mitotic spindle pole; spindle microtubule. The transcript has 12 exons. The record is from RefSeq and is a predicted model, not a curated record.
AUCGGCGCAUUGAAGGAAUCUUAGAGGCGCCGGAGAAGCGAGCGAUGAAGCAAAUUCCGCGGUUAAUAUUUGUUGCCCAGCUGGCGCGAGGCGGACCGUUAGGGAUUUAAAUAGGGGGAGGAUUGCCCUGAGAUUCUGAGCUGGUCUCGUGGGGUUUGGGGGGGAAACAGCAUUCAGAGACUGACUCCUAGUGCAACGUUGUCAUCCUGCCACCUCGGCACCCUGCUGGAACACCCCCCACCCCCCCCAAAACAAAGUAAUGCUACGUUCGCACCCUGUGAAUGUACUAGGUGCCACUGCUGAGUGAUGUAGGGCGAGCCCCCAAAAGGGAUCUAAACGAGGACGAUGAGCGGGGAUCUUAGUGUUUGCGGGUCCCGGGCGGGCCUGGGGCUGGGUCUGGGGGCAGCAGCCGGCCUCGGUCUGUUGUAUCUAGCCUACAGUCGGGGACUGGGGAAGAGGACCUGUCGGGGCAAAUAUGGCACACUUGACUUCAGCAAUUUGAAACCUAGCAAGCCAGCCGUGCAGAAUCAGGCAGCACCAAAGGAAAGUAAAACACAGGUGACAGAGGAUUGUAGUAACAUUGCAGAAUUGAAGAAACAGCAACUGGAGAUAUGGGAGCAAUUAGACGUAAUCCUUCAAUGUGUGAGAGAGCUGAAGGAGGAAGUGGUCGAUCUUCGGGAGUGUUUGACUGGAAUGACUGAUCAGAUUGUUGGUGAUGUCAGGUCACAUUUAGGUCAAUGUGGAAAAUCAGGAAAAAAGAAGAGAAUAGGAUUUAGUAGAGAAAGAAGUAACUCUGCUGAAUCAAACUCCAUCUAUUUCACACCCAGCACUGGGAAUAAGAGCAGUGCUGAAACAGAGAGUGAAGGAGGAUAUACUACAGCUAAUGCAGAGUCAGAUAAUGACCGUGAAGAAGCAGCAAAUUCAAAUGCACCAGAUUCCAUGUGCAACUCAUCUCAUAAUUCAGAUGAAUUCACUCAACUUCUAUGCAGAGCAGACAGGUUGCAUGAAGGUGGAGAUGAAGACAAAACAAAGGGGUUUAAGUUGCUCUUGGAUAAGAAAACCAAGUAUCAUUCGAAGCCCGAGUUCUGCUGGCGACUGGCUCGUGCAUAUUGUGAUAUGGUGGAGAUAUCGAAAGAUCAAAUUGAGAAGAAGUCCUUUUUGGUUAAGGGGAAAGAAGAAGCAGAAGCUGGUCUUCGGAAAGACAAUGCAAAUGCAGAGUGCCACAAGUGGUAUGCUAUCCUAUGUGGCAAACAGGCUGACAAUGAGACCGUCCAGAAUCGUAUCAAAGCUGGACAUAGUUUCAAGGAGCACAUCGACAAGGCCAUUGAGCUGAAGCCUAAUGACCCUUCUUUAUACUACUUGUUGGGAAGAUGGUGUUAUGAGGUAGCGCAAUUAGGCUGGAUCGAAAGGAAGGCAGCUGCAACUUUCUAUGGAACACCUCCAAGUUCCACCAUUGAUGAAGCUCUAAAUAACUUUUUAAAGGCUGAAGAAUUGAAACCAGGAUAUUCCAAAGUGAACUCGGUCUACAUUGCAAAGUGCUACAGGGAUCUUGGGAGCUAUGCCACUGCCCUACAUUGGCUUGAAUUAGCAUCUGCAUUACCCAUCAAAUCUAAGGAGGACAAAAAUGCCGAAAGUGAACUACAAGAAAUGCAAAAUGUCCUCAGCCUAAGAAGCUAAGCACUGUCCUGUUAAGCAUAGGAGCUUAGAAGGUCUUUGUUCCACUGCAGAAUGUUAUGUAAAGCACUUUGAAUCCAAACUAUCCUGUUAUUCUGGUAUUUUAUUCUGUCUCUGAAGUAUCACAAAAUAUCAUAAAUCAU